Messenger RNA from Branchiostoma floridae (Florida lancelet), 1927 nucleotides. RefSeq lists its product as uncharacterized. The record is from RefSeq and is a predicted model, not a curated record. The transcript is spliced from 4 exons. Bases 591 to 1022 code for a protein of 143 amino acids. Lineage: Eukaryota; Metazoa; Chordata; Leptocardii; Amphioxiformes; Branchiostomatidae.
AUAAAGAAGCGGCGCGCUGUAGUUUACGAAGACCUGAUAAUGAGACGGUUUAGACAAUAAGUAUCGGUGUUGGCAGCAGGACCGGAUGGACAACUUUUGGACAGAAUCCCUGCCCACAUUGUCGCCUCGAGAGUACUUGCUUCAGACAUCACACCAGGAUGGGUACUACGUAAACUGUACUAAAAAGGCUCUGCAUUUAAGCCGAGAAAGAUGAAGUAGCGGAGAAACCCAUGAUGUCUGUGUCGGUCCUGCAAAAGACUGUAGCGUAAAUCUACGACUGUCAAUGAAGCACCAUCCACAACAUUCAGACGAAUUCAUGACUACUCGCCAAAAAUCUAUAGGGAAUUGAGCGUAUUUUUCGCCUGAUAAACCACCAGCAAAGACGGGGCUCAGUGACCUGUCAACUUCGGCAAAUCCCUAGAAAUUCGCGAAUUGAUCAAGAAGUCACCGGCCGUGUAACUGCGAAAAAUGUUCUUUUUUUAGAGCUGGGGUCGAGCAAGGAGCUUUCAUCCUUGGGCCGAGCUACUUUAUACCGGCUGUGUCUCGGCGUUUUUACCAGUAGUUGUUCCUUGAGAGGAUACUUCAUCACCAUGGAAGACGUGUUGAGCAGACUGGACCGUCUGUCGGACAGGUUAGCAGUAAUGGCGGACAGACUGGUGUCUGCAGAGGGAGAGCUGUACGGAGUCACACGACGCGCUGCCGAGGCCUGCAGGACUGAGAAACGUCGCAAUGCCAAUAAUGCUUCCCAGAUCACAUACCUAUCGGAACAGCACAGACUGCAUGAACAGCAGCUGUCCAUGGCAAAGGAGGUCAGCAGGCUGCAGGUACAGCUCAACCUACACAAGAGGAUACAAGCCAGGAAACUUCGGCCUCCGGAUCCGGCUUAUGCUAUCAAACUGGAGCACGACCGCAACAACCUACAGCUGAGCCGUGCGCAUGCGCUAUCAAGACUGGCCGCGAGUAACCGAGUGCGUCAGAAACUACGAGAGAGACAAGAAUCCCGUACCAAAAUAGAUUUCUAGAAAUCCAACCCUAACGUCCAGAAAUAAACUAUUCUCUAUCUAUGACUUAAAAUCUUAUAUGUAACGUCUUGCGCAUUUCUAUUUGUUUUUUUUUCUAUUUAAGGAAUUGCUUUGCUGAUUUGAGUUUUCUACCUUUGUUGUGGAAAUGGUGACAUGAUCGAUAAUUGAAGGAUUACUGUUAUGCAUAUGGUUGUCAAACAUUUCGUAGAAAAUGAUAUCGGCUGAAAGUGCCUUAUUUCAAUAGCAAAUCUUCAAUAUAAGCGUGAUAGCGUGAUAUUCCAUUUUGUGGCUCACCAUCUGUGCUCAUUUAGCAGACCCUACGUACUAUCUGUGUCAAAUACUGAAUACUGAACAGAAGAGGAAAAGUAAAACAAAUUAAGGCUAACGUCGGUUUGCGUUUCAUCAUAUCGAAGAUUAGAAGCGCCUCCAUGUGAAAGAUGACGGGAUAGCAUGGACGUCUGUAAAAGAAAAUCACUUAAAGAUUGACCGAUUUCACCUGUAACCUUUUGAUGAUUAGUUUAUGUUGUCCUUUAUUUAUUUAGUACAAGUUAUUGCCGUUUAGUAUUUAUAGAUCUAGACCUACCUUCCUUUUCAUUUUUAGCAAGAUACGCUACGGACGCAUGAUGGAAUUGGUAAAUAUGGAAGACAUAAUUAGUGUUGAUGGUUUUUGUACCGAAUGGCAUUAAAAAAAAACUUCUUUGUUGCCGAGUUGUCGCUCACUUGUUGGUUUAUAUCCUACAAGACAGUGAAAUUUUCCGUGCGUUCCACUACGCAACUCAACUCUGACGUCUGCCAUUGAAACUUGUACGUACAUAGCACAAAGGAUGGCGACAGCAUUACGUCAUACUAAGUAUACUCUAGCGCGCGUGAAGGCCUUCGGGAGUAUCCAGCCAGUCCCGGAAGUA